Acomys russatus (golden spiny mouse) is the source of this 1115-nucleotide messenger RNA. RefSeq names its product spindlin 1 (gene Spin1). Gene Ontology annotation, biological process: regulation of DNA-templated transcription; gamete generation. The transcript is spliced from 6 exons. Lineage: Eukaryota; Metazoa; Chordata; Mammalia; Rodentia; Muridae. The record is from RefSeq and is a predicted model, not a curated record. Bases 266 to 1054 code for a protein of 262 amino acids. Gene Ontology annotation, cellular component: nucleoplasm; cytosol.
GCGGCCGCGGCGAGGAGCGGGGGUGGGGAGGCGCCGUCUGGCUCGGGCUGGGCCGGCGGGGAGCACGAGCGAGCCACGGCGGCCCCGCGGGCAGCCUCGGUGGCCCACAGAGUGCUUCAGAUUCCACGGGUUUUUGCUGAACCUGUAAAAGAGAUACCUGGAUGGUGGAUUAACAAGAACACUGACCCGUGGGAAGCUUCCUGUCUGAGGAUACUGGAUUUUCACCCUAGUUCAGCAGCUCUGCUGCUCACGUAAAUACAGAUGAAUGAAGACCCCAUUCGGGAAGACACCUGGCCAGCGGUCCAGAGCUGAUGCAGGCCAUGCUGGCGUAUCUGCAAACAUGAUGAAGAAGAGGACGUCUCACAAAAAACAUCGGACCAGUGUGGGACCAAGCAAACCUGUGUCCCAGCCCCGGCGGAACAUCGUAGGCUGCAGGAUCCAGCAUGGGUGGAGAGAGGGCAACGGCCCUGUCACCCAGUGGAAGGGGACUGUCCUGGACCAGGUGCCGGUGAAUCCUUCCCUGUAUCUUAUAAAGUAUGAUGGAUUUGACUGUGUUUAUGGACUAGAACUUAAUAAAGAUGAAAGAGUUUCGGCACUUGAAGUCCUCCCUGAUAGAGUUGCAACAUCUCGGAUCAGCGAUGCACACUUAGCGGACACAAUGAUUGGCAAAGCAGUGGAGCACAUGUUUGAAACAGAGGAUGGCUCUAAAGAUGAGUGGAGGGGAAUGGUCUUGGCACGGGCACCUGUCAUGAACACAUGGUUUUACAUCACCUAUGAGAAAGACCCUGUCUUGUACAUGUACCAACUCCUAGAUGACUACAAAGAAGGCGAUCUCCGCAUCAUGCCCGAUUCCAAUGAUUCGCCUCCAGCAGAAAGGGAACCAGGAGAAGUUGUGGACAGCCUGGUAGGCAAGCAAGUGGAAUAUGCCAAAGAAGAUGGCUCGAAAAGGACUGGCAUGGUCAUCCAUCAAGUAGAGGCCAAACCCUCUGUCUAUUUCAUCAAGUUUGAUGAUGACUUCCAUAUUUACGUCUACGAUUUGGUGAAAACAUCCUAGAUGUCAUCACAAACUUUGCCAAAUUUGUGGAACUAUUAAAUGUAUAAUUUGUAGACAUAAA